Cryptosporidium ubiquitum is the source of this 1206-nucleotide messenger RNA. RefSeq lists its product as uncharacterized. Lineage: Eukaryota; Apicomplexa; Conoidasida; Eucoccidiorida; Cryptosporidiidae. The record is from RefSeq and is a predicted model, not a curated record. The transcript has a single exon. Bases 1 to 1206 code for a protein of 401 amino acids.
AUGACUGAGAAUAGCAUUAAUACUACAAAUGUUAAAAUAGUGGAGAAUAAGGAAACAAGUAAAUUGGAGAAAGUAAAUCUAUUACCAAGCUAUUAUGGUGAUAUGAAUCAAGUAUUAACAUUAGAAGAAGCAUUAAAGCAAUAUGAUCAAUUAAAGUUAAAGGAUACAAUUUCACCUAAAAGAAGCAUCAAAGAAUAUGCAGAUAAACUUAAAUUAUCAAGUAUAUCAGAAGUAAGUAACAAAAUAUAUGAAAUAAGCUCAAAAAAUGAUACAGACGCUGAUAAUGUAAUAGGGAUUUUUGCAUUAUCUCCUAGCAAUGUUAGCCAUUUACCACCAACAGAAAAAGAUGGUUUGGCAGGUCUGGCAAUACUUUCAAAUGCAUUAUCAAAUUUGGGUUUUACUGUAGUAAUUAUGACUGACUCAAUAAACCAACCAGUGAUUUCUCAGAUCUUGAGUAAUAGUGAAUUAUUUAAGCAUUAUGUAGAUAUCAAUCAAGAAAUAGGCUAUGCACCUAAAAAUUUGAAUUUAGAGAAAAGAAAAACAUAUGUAAUAGGUGUAGUCCCAGAUCCGGGUAUAGAUUCUGAAUGGGUAGAGUUUUUGGAUAAUAUUCAGAAAAAGUUUAGUCUAUUAAUGGUAUUGGGAAGACCAAGUAAAGAUUUGGAUACUGGAAUUUAUAGAAAUUCAAGAGGAUUAAGAAUGAACCAUUAUUGCUCAAAUUUGGAAGGGAUUUACAUGAAGAUUGUGCAGCAAGAUAAUAAGAUCCCAAUUUUUGCUUUUUCCGAUUCAUCAGAAAAUCAAUUAGGAGUAUAUCAAAAGGAUGAUAAAAGGAGUCAAUAUAAUGCUAAUCAUAUUAUUGUAUCACAUACCGUAGAUUGGGUUUGUUAUUACCUAUCUGCAGGUAUUGCUUUAAGAUUUAUUUCAAAUAUUAAAAAUUUAUAUGCAAAUAAUAACAGUAAUAAGGAAAAUAUUCAAGCUGUUGAGGAAAUUAAUGCAAAAAUGUUACAUGAUGCCUUUCAAUCUUUCUUCCCGGGUGAGGACACUUUUAUCUACUUAAAUGAAAAAAUCAAAGAACUUGAAGUAUGGGAUACCCAAUAUGGGAAUGAAAUCAAGAAAGGAUUAACCAUUGAAAAUGAUUGGGAAAUAAGAAUGAAAAUUAGAAGAAUUGUAUCACAGUUUGGAGUUUCUGUUGACUUUAAGCAUGUUUAA